Papaver somniferum (opium poppy) is the source of this 1086-nucleotide messenger RNA. RefSeq lists its product as uncharacterized. Lineage: Eukaryota; Viridiplantae; Streptophyta; Magnoliopsida; Ranunculales; Papaveraceae. The record is from RefSeq and is a predicted model, not a curated record. Bases 1 to 1086 code for a protein of 361 amino acids. Gene Ontology annotation, molecular function: nucleic acid binding. The transcript has a single exon.
AUGAAAGGUUAUUUUUCUACAUCAUCUGUUGUUGAGAAAAUUAGAAACAAGGAACCAAAAAUACAUUGGCCUGAUCAAAUUUGGAAAAAAUUUCUACAUCCAAGCAUUGCUAGUAAUGUAUGGAAAAUUCAACAGGGGGUGUACAUUGAUGAUGAAAAGUUAAUCAAGAAAGGCUGUUCUCUUGCUUCUAAAUGUUGUAUCUGCCAGCAGAAUCAAGAUAGUAUGGAGCAUCUCCUGUGGUCCUGCAGUUUUAGAAAACACAUAUGGCAAUGGUUAAUCACUAUUUUUCAAUUCCAAAUACCUACUUCCUUCUCAGAAAUUCUCAAUUUUGCAAAACAUAAGAGCUCAAUUGUCAAGCAAGCAUGGAUAACAACAGCAUGUGCAACAAUGAGAGAACUAUGGUUCCAAAAAAAUAAAUUUAUUCAUGAAAACAUACCUCCAAAUUUGGAGUGCUUCAAAAGAAGAAUCAUGAGUCUGGUGUUUUAUGGUGGUUACAGAAUGACAGGUACAAGAUGGGGACAGAAUUAUGAUUCUAAAGUCCUUCAUUUCUUUAACCAUGGUCAGAGAAACAUGAAGUUCAAAAAAAUCCAAGAGUGUCAGUGGUUCAAUCCAAAUGAAGGUUAUGUGUUAUUUAGUUGUGCUGGAAUGGCAAUUGGUAAUCCAAGUAUGGCUGGUUUUAGCAUUAUUGCUAGAAGUCAUGAAAGUAAGGUCAUUGGUACUGUCUCAGGUGGAACUGGUAUAGCUACUACUUAUAUAGCUGAUGCAUUGGCUAUUGUGUGGGCUAUUGAAUGGACAGUUAAAUUACAGUGUAGUAAGAUACUCAUCAGAUCUCACUCUCUAACAGUAAUAGAAGAUGCCAAAAAAGGUGUGAUGCCUUGGUGCUUACAAUCAAGAUGGAUGAAAGCCAAGAAGGAUAUUACUGAAAUUAUCUAUGAACAAUGUUAUAAAGAAGUGAACUUCUCUGCAAUUGAGCUUGCUAAACAAGGUGCAAGAUUACCUCAGAGGUCUGUGGUAGUUAAUAAAGGGAAGCCUUCAUCUCUAGAUCAAAUUGAAUUACCAGGCAUAAAGUACUAUAGAUUCUGUUAG